CAGUAAAUUCGCAGGAAAAACGCAUAUGUUAUUAAUUAUAAAAGUAACUUCAAAUGAUGAAUACACUAAUAUUUAGUGCAGACGAUGUAAACAAAAAUGGCCAAUGUGUGCAGACGGAUUUGUUCUGGUCUUGGACAAAGAUUGGCGUUAAACCCAUCGUCUAGAAAUUUUGCCUCAAGUCCCAGAUGCUUUGAUAAUAAGGAGCACAUAUUCACUUCUGAACACGACGAACUUCGAGCUACGUUAAGAAAGAUUAUUGAUAAAGACAUCAAUCCUUAUGUAGAUGAAUGGGAAGCUGAGGGAAUUUUUCCAGCACACAAAGUCUUUAAGACACUUGGAAAUGCUGGUAUUUUAGGGGUAUCAAAACCAACAGAAUAUGGAGGUCUGGGUUUGGAUUAUUCUUACAGCUGUGCUAUGGCAGAAGAAUUAGGUACCAUUAACUGUGGGGCUUUACCCAUGGCUAUAGGUGUCCAAAGUGAUAUGGCAACUCCUGCUUUGGCUAGAUUUGGAAGUGAUAAAUUAAAGAAAGAAUAUCUUGCACCUUCUAUUAGUGGUGAUUUAGUUGCAUGUCUUGGAGUUAGUGAAGUUAGCUCAGGAUCGGAUGUAGCAAGCCUUAAAACAACUGCUGUGAAGAAGGAUGGUGAUCUUAUUAUAAAUGGUGGUAAAAUGUGGACAACGAAUGGAACACAAGCAGACUGGAUGUGUCUACUAGCUAAUACAUCAGAUGGCAAACCUCAUCAAAAUAAGUCUCUUAUUUGUUUACCAAUGAAAUUACCAGGCAUAACUAUUGCAAAAACAAUAGACAAAUUGGGAAUGAGAAGUUCAGAUACAGCACAGAUAUUUUUUGAAGAUGUUCGAGUUCCAGCAAGUCAUAUUAUUGGAGAUGAAGGAAUGGGUUUUACAUAUCAGAUGUUACAAUUCCAAGAAGAGAGAAUAUUUGCAACUGCUGCUGCUUUAGUUCCUUUGGAUACUCUAAUCAAACUAACUGCAGACUAUGCAAGAGAUAGAAAAGCCUUUGGUCAGUCUAUUUUAGACAAUCAAGUUGUUCACUUCACACUAGCAGAGCUUGCUACAGAAGUUGAAAGUCUGAGGUCCAUGUUGUACAGAGCUGUAGGUCAGUAUAUACAAGGACAUGAUGUCACAAUGUUGGCAUCAAUGUGUAAGCUAAAGGCUGGUAGAUUAAGUCGUCAAACUACAGAUUCAUGUCUACAGUUCUGGGGAGGAAUGGGCUUUACAAAUGAAGUAUUAGUCAGUAGAUUAUACAGAGAUUUUCGUUUGUUAUCUAUAGGAGGAGGUGCAGAUGAAGUUAUGCUAUCCAUUAUAUGUAAAUACAUGGACAUUCUUCCAAAACCACAAAAGAAGAAAUAAAGUCAAAACAUUUUAUUUUUAAGGGCCUUUUGUAUGUAACAUUUUAUCUAUGUACUGGCUUACUGGUUCAGAGGGGGAUUGUGAAAAAAGUAACUUAUUACUAGUGUUCAUUUGCAAUUUUUCUUCUUUUGAAUUUUUUUUUAAUCCUGUUACCCCUGGUCACCUAGGGGCAUCUGCAUUAUUCUACUUAAUUUCUAAAUUUACCAAAUUUUGGUUAUUGAAAAAUUGUUUCAACUUGGUCUGCAUUGAUGCUAGCUAGUCCAAAUAAUUAUGAGGUCUUGAAAGUUUUUUUUAGUUUUUUGCUGUGACACUUUCGACGCCUUCCUACAUAGAAAAGUCUCUGCAAAAUAAAAGAAGAAUAGCCAUUCAAGACAUCAUACAUAUUUGAACUACAAUGGUGCAUGGUUUGCUGUUGUUAAGUUAAGUUUAAAGGUCAUACUGUGGAUUUAUUUAUUUUCGUGGGUAUCAAUUGUCAUUGAUUGCUCAACACUUGCAAAUUUGAGAAUAUUUGGUAUCGUGGUAGCGAAUGUAUAAAAAGCCUAUUAAAAAUAUACUGUUCGUUUAAGAUUCGAAUUCGUGGUUCACCUGUACCCACGAUACCAGGAAAAUUAGUAUCCAACAAAUAAUUAUGAAUCCACAGUAUGGCAAUUCAAGUUAAAGAAUGAACUCUUCCCUUUCUACAAAUGACCAGGGUAUUUCUUGAACCUUACCAUAGUGGUAAUACAUUUCUAUAAAAUUCCUAAUCCUCUUAGUCCCCUAACAGCAAAUGUAUCAUCAAUAAUGAGUACAAGUUUCUAUUUUAUAUAAAUUUUUAGUACCUCAUAUAAGUUUAGGGUAUAUUUGAUUUUUACAGUCCUCCUCUGUGCAUUGUUUUCUCUUUUAUAUACUCAGGGAAUUCAUUGUCUAAUUAAACUUAAAAUAGGAGAGAUACAUGUACCUUAUAGUAUAAGUUUGUAAAAAAGAAUUACCGGGUAGGCAUAAAACAUUCCCAAUUAUUUUUUAGUGUUAUAAUUAUGUGAAUUAAAAUGAUGAAUUUAAAUAACAAUACUAGAAGGAUUUAAUUAAAAGAAAACAUGUUCUUUAUUCAAAUGUAGUAGACAAAUAUAUUUUAUAAGUUUUGUAUACUAUUGGUUAUGCAUGUAAUUAAAGGAUUUUAGAAAAGCACGACAGACAUUUUUUAAACCUCACGAUCAAAUGUCAAAGAUUAUAGUUUUUACACCUUUCUCUUUUUCUUUGAUAAUGAAUACAAAUUAUAUUACUUGGAGAUUUUAGUACAAAAAUUUCAUUUGUGAUGUCACUUGGAAGUCAUAAGCAUGUCUAAAUUGGUAAAUUGGUAAUUUACAUAAUUAAUCUUCAAAUGGGCACUUUACACAUAGUUUUUGCACAGAUAGAUAUGAGCUUACCCAUCAAGAUAUUUUACCUUUUCAAAUCGAGUUUCAUAAAGUUAUGUUAUCAGUCAAUAAUUCUUGAUGAAGU
Mytilus trossulus (common blue mussel) is the source of this 2844-nucleotide messenger RNA. Its product is annotated as probable acyl-CoA dehydrogenase 6. Gene Ontology annotation, biological process: fatty acid beta-oxidation using acyl-CoA dehydrogenase; butyrate catabolic process. Gene Ontology annotation, molecular function: flavin adenine dinucleotide binding. Lineage: Eukaryota; Metazoa; Mollusca; Bivalvia; Mytilida; Mytilidae. The transcript is spliced from 9 exons. Bases 97 to 1368 code for a protein of 423 amino acids. The record is from RefSeq and is a predicted model, not a curated record.